UGAUGUAUUUCGAUAUAACAUACAUAUACUCCGGUAUUUGUCGACUGGUGCUUAUCGACCGGUAUAGCUUUACGCAUCAGAUAAACUUCAGAACGCAUCUACCACCGAUUAUAGCACGUUUUUUUCUGUGGAUUGUUAGGAUUGUUAUUGCUGUAUUUCUUUUUACCAUCCGAUGCCGCCAUCCUUCAUAACGCACCCCUCCAGCAGCACCAACCGCUUCAAUAUGAGUGACGGGGGCAUGCCCCCUCGUUCUUGGUCGCAGCACUGAAUCUCUUCAGCAAUAUCAUGAAGGCCCCAUCCACGAGCCACCAGGCAAAGGCGUGCCGUACGGACAGAAUUAAUCCAAGCAGGUCCUGAACAGCACCGCAGUUUGUUCCACCAAGUUCCAUCUAGAAGACACUGAGUUUUUCUAGCUCUCGGUAGCACUGAUAGAGAGGGGGUUGCCCAUCUCAGUCAGGUCAAGAGAAAGGCCAGGUGAUCCAAGGCGAGGGUGGAUGGAUGGCGCAAAAAGAGAUUAACUUUACGUCAGAAACGCACGGCAGCGCCUUCAGCAUUGACCGCGUGUCCAAUUGGUUGACAACGAUGUCAGCAGAGUCAACGACGCCGAGGGCAGUGACCA
Gamsiella multidivaricata is the source of this 619-nucleotide messenger RNA. RefSeq lists its product as uncharacterized. Lineage: Eukaryota; Fungi; Mortierellomycota; Mortierellomycetes; Mortierellales; Mortierellaceae. The record is from RefSeq and is a predicted model, not a curated record. The transcript has a single exon. The annotation marks the transcript as partial.